AUGAACGUGGAGGAAUAUUGGCACUUGAAGGCCCGUGAGGCGGUUGAAGAGCACCGUGGUCUGAUACAGUCGCAGCGAGACGAGAUUGAGCGGCUGCAACGCCGCUGCAACGAUCUCCUGCACGAACGAAGUAUGAUGCGGGCGGCGACGGCGGAGGAUGUCCGGCGUUUUUGUUUGGAGUAUCAACGAAAUCAGCUGCUACAACAAAUCGUGGCAGCCUCACCGUCAGGAGCGGGCGCAGCAGGCUCCUUAGCGGGUCGUCAGCCUGCGGCAUCGUCGACAGAUACCAUCCCGCUUCAUCUCUUGCUGCAGUUCUUGCAUCAGUACAGCGGCGGGAUGGUGCCGAUGUCGGAGAACAUUAAACGGAAGCGGUCACGGGAAACGAUGAACGGUGGGUGUGGGCCGAAAACCGUGAGCCAGCAACGUCUAGUUCAACGUGCAGUGGCGCGACGGAGACUACGGCUGCGGGAGGACGACACGAUAGAAGAACUGCAGCAGGAGCAUGACCAGCCGUACGAGCAGCGUCCAUGUGCGGAUGCAGCUCGGUAG
Molecule: messenger RNA, 549 nt
Organism: Trypanosoma rangeli
Lineage: Eukaryota; Euglenozoa; Kinetoplastea; Trypanosomatida; Trypanosomatidae
Exons: 1
Coding region: 1-549 (182 amino acids)
Source: RefSeq, a predicted model, not a curated record